Molecule: messenger RNA, 1475 nt
Organism: Trichoderma citrinoviride
Lineage: Eukaryota; Fungi; Ascomycota; Sordariomycetes; Hypocreales; Hypocreaceae
Product: YTH-domain-containing protein
Exons: 4
Coding region: 1-1470 (489 amino acids)
Biological process (GO): regulation of alternative mRNA splicing, via spliceosome; mRNA splicing, via spliceosome
Cellular component (GO): nucleoplasm
Molecular function (GO): N6-methyladenosine-containing RNA reader activity; mRNA binding
Source: RefSeq, a predicted model, not a curated record
AUGAUUGCAACAGACAGUGAGAGCGACACCCUCUCCGGGGAGGCCACAAGAACCACGUCCCAGGACAUCCAGGGCCAGCAUCAUCAACACGGUCUCACCACCAUCAGCCUCGAUGCCGACAGCGACUUGAGGCUUUGGCUGCAGCACACCGGCUUCUUCGACGUCGAGCACCGCCAAAGGGUUCUCGUCGCGCUGCGCAAGCUAAAGGACAUUGACGAGCAGCGCUGCAAAAUCGUCUCGGAAAUGCGCUCCUCUGCGGAUUAUUACCUCGUUUCUCCGACGCCGCCGCUGAGCUCCUCGACUAUGUUGGCGAGCCCCUCGUCCUUGUCCCUGGCGGCGGCGGUGGCUCCAGCAACAACAAGGACGCGGCAGGCGGCAGGCUAUGAUUACGUCGACGCGCGCUCAGCGGCCUUUGCGGGCUCGAGUGAGCGUUGUGGCUCCGAGAUCUCCUCGUUGACGAGAGGGGCUGCUGGGUCCGACAAUGGCGGGUACAUGGCUUUUGGCAAUAGACCAGUGUCCCGUCAGGAGCUGGAUGUUGCUGCUAUUCCCUCCAUGGCUCCUCUACAGAACCCUCAACCGUCUGCUGAAGCCACUCCGUCGCCUGUGGACCCAGACUACGACAGUGUAGAAGCAGAGUCGCCGCCGCUCCUGUCGGAUAGGGAAGAAGAAGAAGAAGAAGCCCAUGACGCCGCAGCACCUCGCUGCCUCGCUGGCAAAGGCAGAUCUGCAAACAGAUACCCUCCAGCCCAGGCCUUGUCGCCGGUUCCUAAGCAAGAGUCGAGAUACUUUCUGGUCAAGUCCUUUAACGUGUCCAACGUCGAGUUGUCUCAGCGAGACGGCUUGUGGAUCACAAAGGCCAAGAACGGCUCCCUCUUCGCAAGCGCCUUCAAGACGCACAAGAACGUCUAUCUCAUCUUUUCCAUCAACAAGUCCAAGGCUUUCCAAGGAUACGCCCGCAUGGCCUCCGCCCCCGACGACAGCAUCCCCCCCGCAAAGUGGAUGAACAACAUCACCUGGGAAGCCAGCGGCCCCUUCCGCAUCACAUGGCUCAACACCGACCGCACCGAGUUCUGGAGGCUCGGCGACCUCAAGAACCCGCUCAACGACGGCAAGCCCGUCUUCGUCGGCCGCGACGGCCAGGAGUAUCCCGAGGCGUGCGGCCGCAAGAUGGUCCGCAUACUCGACCGCGUAGAGCGCGGCACGAGGGAGAGGGAGAGGCGUCGUGGUGGUGGUGGUGGUGGUGGUGGUGGUGGUGGUGCUGCUGCUGCUGCUGCCGUGUCGUCGUCCUCAUCGUGGAAAGAGCGGCGGCUUUGUGGUGGUGGUGGUGACGGUGGCAAGCUGGAGGGAGACGGCGGUGAGGCCAACGAGGACGACGAGACAUCAUCGCCUUUGGGACACCAUCAGGUGUCGGACAAUGGUGAUGCUGCCUCGGCUAGUACAGCAGAAGACUUGCUGUUGCUGGAGUAUUGACAAGU